ACAGUCUCGCCUGCUGACCAGUUGUCAAGACGAUGCCAACACCGUGGGCUGAGAGCGCCGACUUGGUGGCUCGCUUCCGCGCGCUCGACAGCGCCGGCGUUGUCGGCGACGCGCUGGUGCCAUCAUCGCCGCCGCCGCCCGCCACGGCGCGCCUCGACACCCAUGGCCUCGUGUGGUCGGACCUCACGGCGCUCGCCAAGGAGGCGCUGCUCUGGGACAUGGGCCUUGUCCGCGCGAGCACAUUCCCGGACGACGUCGCCCAAGUGUACACGGCAUGCGCCGGUACGAGCAACAUGGGCGACUCGAUGGCGUCGAUCGCGGUCUCGGAAGCCGCCUUCUUGGCGUCGCAGGCGAAUGCGACCGUCCGCGCCUGCGCGGGCGCCGACGGCAACUACAGCCGACAAGAGAACGCCCAUGGCAUGUUCCUCGGCAAAGUCGUCAAGUGCGCGGUGCCACUGCUGCCCGACACGACGACGCCCAACAGCUACGCGAGCAUGUGGGCCCAAGACGGCCUCGACGCGACGACCGUGCCGGACCCACGCCUUUGGCGCCACGAGUGGCACAGCAUCGGCUUUCCCAGCUUUCUCCUCUAUGCGAUUCACACGGUACCCGCGCAGUUUGCCGAGACCGCGUGGGGCAAGUGUCCGUCGGCGACGUCGCCCGGCUCGCUCAUCGUGCCAUGCACCGUGUACAAGCCAAGCAACUACUCGAGCAUGGUGUUUUCGCCGCCGAAUGUCGAGUGGUGUCUGCCGCGCCCGUCGACGGCCAUGGACGCGUGGCUCGCUGCAAUCCACGACGCCAAGACCCACCGAGACACGCCCGACCCCGCUUCUUGCUGCUGGGGCUGA
This is a messenger RNA of Saprolegnia parasitica CBS 223.65, 848 nucleotides long. RefSeq lists its product as hypothetical. The coding region runs from base 33 to 848 and encodes 271 amino acids. The record is from RefSeq and is a predicted model, not a curated record. Lineage: Eukaryota; Oomycota; Saprolegniomycetes; Saprolegniales; Saprolegniaceae. The transcript has 2 exons.